This is a messenger RNA of Vitis riparia (riverbank grape), 2628 nucleotides long. Its product is annotated as ABC transporter G family member 6-like. The transcript has a single exon. Lineage: Eukaryota; Viridiplantae; Streptophyta; Magnoliopsida; Vitales; Vitaceae. Bases 152 to 2395 code for a protein of 747 amino acids. Gene Ontology annotation, molecular function: ATP hydrolysis activity; ABC-type transporter activity; ATP binding. Gene Ontology annotation, cellular component: membrane. The record is from RefSeq and is a predicted model, not a curated record.
UUCUUCUUCCCAAGGAAACCACCACCAUAACACCCCCGGCGCAUAUUAGGAAACUGCCCUUCCAGUUGCGUACGUUAGGUACCUGCGCCAUUGAAGUUAUAAACAUCGGCCGAGAUAAUAGGUAGUUCUGGGAAAGUGUAAAGAAACGCGAAUGUCUCGUUUUGUGACAGGGAAUAUACCGCCAGCGAGAGAUAACGGGGAGGUUUUUGACUGGAGGCAAACGAUGGAGGAUGAGGAACUGACGGUUUCUAGUAGCGGACCGUCGCCAACGCUGGGGCAUCUGCUGAAGUGUGUAGGAGAUGUGCGGAAGGAGGUGACUGGGGAUGAGACUCCGGUGCACCAGGUGCUGGAAAUGGGCGAAGCGAACAUGGAGCCAAGGUCUCUGCCUUUCGUUCUGUCAUUCACUAAUCUGACGUACAGCGUCAACGUUCGCCGGAAAAUGGCGCUUCCGGCAAUUUUUCGCCGGACGAACCAACUUGGUGUGGCGACGGCGGACCACAUCCCUGGAGAGAGCAUGCUCACGGGAACGAAGACGCUGUUGAAUGACAUCUCCGGCGAGGCAAGGGAUGGAGAGAUCCUCGCCGUGCUCGGAGCCAGCGGAUCGGGAAAGUCUACGUUGAUCGAUGCGUUAGCGAAUCGAAUUGCAAAGGGAAGCUUGAAAGGAGCGGUGACGCUGAACGGCGAAGCCCUGGAGUCUCGGCUUCUUAAGGUGAUCUCAGCCUACGUGAUGCAAGACGAUCUUUUAUAUCCAAUGUUGACAGUCGAAGAAACGCUAAUGUUCGCCGCGGAGUUCAGACUCCCUCGAACUCUCUCGAAAUCAAAGAAGAAAGCCAGAGUUGAAGCCCUCAUCGACCAGCUAGGGCUCCGAAACGCAGCCAAAACCGUCAUCGGCGACGAAGGCCACCGCGGAGUCUCCGGUGGAGAACGCCGCCGCGUCUCCAUCGGAAUCGACAUUAUUCACGAUCCGAUCAUCUUGUUCCUGGACGAGCCAACCUCAGGACUGGACUCCACCAGCGCUUUCAUGGUGGUGAAGGUCCUCCAACGAAUAGCUCAGAGCGGAAGCAUCGUGAUAAUGUCCGUACACCAGCCCAGCUACCGAAUUCUUGGCUUGCUUGAUCGACUCAUCUUCCUCUCCCGCGGACAAACAGUUUACAGCGGUCCACCAAUGAAUCUUCCACUGUUUUUCGCUGAGUUUGGCCACCCAAUUCCCCCUGAUAAUGAGAACCGUACCGAGUUCGCACUGGAUCUCAUUCGCGAACUCGAAGGAUCUCCUGGCGGAACGAAGAGUUUAGUGGAAUUCAACAAGCAGUGGCAGAGUACGAAGCACACUCGAAGCUACGAGGCCGGUACAAACGGCUUGUCAAUGAAGGAAGCAAUCAGCGCAAGCAUUUCGAAGGGAAAAUUGGUGUCAGGAGCCACCAACGACGCAAGCUCCACAUCCUUGGUCCCCACUUUCGCCAACUCCUUUUGGGUAGAAAUGGCUGUGCUCUCCAAAAGAUCCAUAACCAACUCACGCAGAAUGCCUGAACUUUUUGGCAUUCGCCUCGGUGCUGUCCUUAUCACCGGCUUCAUUCUAGCUACUAUCUACUGGCAGCUCGAUAACUCCCCGAAAGGCGCCCAAGAGCGAUUAGGGUUUUUCGCUUUCGCCAUGUCCACAACCUUCUACACCUGCGCCGAUGCCCUCCCGGUGUUCUUACAAGAGCGAUACAUUUUCUUGAGGGAGACGGCUUACAACGCGUACCGCCGGUCAUCCUACGUGCUCUCCCACUCCCUCACCUCAUUGCCAGCAUUGAUUUUCCUCUCGUUUGCCUUUGCCGCCACAACAUUCUUCGCUGUAGGCCUCGACGGCGGCCUCUCGGGCUUUCUCUUCUACUUCCUCAUCAUCUUUGCCUCGUUCUGGGCCGGGAACUCCUUCGUCACCUUCCUCUCAGGAGUCGUCCCUCACGUGAUGCUCGGGUACACCAUAGUCGUCGCCUUACUCGCCUACUUCCUCCUCUUCAGCGGAUUCUUCAUCAACCGCAACCGAAUCCCAUCCUACUGGAUCUGGUUCCACUACGUUUCUCUGGUGAAAUACCCCUACGAAGGAGUGCUACAAAACGAGUUCAACGACCCGGCGAAAUGCUACGUCCGGGGCGUCCAGAUCUUCGACAACACUCCGCUGGGCGCUGUAUCGCAGGCCAUGAAAGUAAAACUGUUGAAAAGCUUAAGCAACACCUUGGGCAUGGAGAUCACAAGCUCCACAUGCGUGACCACAGGAGUGGAUAUACUGAAGCAGCAGGGGAUCACUGAUCUGAGCAAGUGGAACUGCUUGUGGGUGACCGUGGCCUGGGGGUUCUUCUUCAGAAUUCUGUUCUACUUUGCUUUGUUGAUGGGAAGCAAGAACAAGAGGAGUUGAUCAAGAAGAAGAAGGAAGCUGCAUGGCUAACCAGCUGGGUGUGUAAGGGUCUGUUUGGUGGCAGGGAUAACGUGUGAUUUGUUUGUUUAAUUUUUUUAUUUGUAAUUUAACUAUGAUUUUCGUAUUCUGGUAGAGUUGAGUUGGGAGAGAUGUGAAACUGUUAAAUAUAUAAAUACUCAGCCAGUGUGGUUCUCUUCUAUUAGGUUACCAGAUUUUUUCCCAAACACAAAAAA